AUGGUCAACCAUAAACGACGACAAAUAUACAAAAGAAAUAAUAAUUCUCGGGACAAAGAAAAUGUCUGGGGAAAGCGCAAACGUCAAGGUAGAAUAAAACGCGAAGUCACGGAUCUCAUUUCUCAAUCCACAUCAUCUAUGGACACAUUACCGUCUCUGCCAACGUUACCGUCUUUGCCCACUUUGCCCGCAUUACCAUCUUUGCCUCCUCUUCCCAGCCUUCCCUCACUUCCGUCCGCUCAAAGUUUGCCGAAUACUAUCCCUCAAACUAUCAUAAUAACAAUCUCAAUUUCACCCACGCCUACUUCUCCAAUAAUACCGGUGACAUCUUCAAUAUCAGAAGAUCCAUAUUCGGCUAGUAAAUUUUAUUCUGGUCCUACUGUCUCAAAUGGUCCCUCUGAAUCUCCAACACAGAUCAAUGUUCAAACUAUGAGCUCAACAAAAACCCCAGGGCGAUAUGGUGGCAAAAGAAGUCAAGAUUCGAGUCUUAAAAGAGAUGUAAAUAUCAAUCGAGAAAUUGCACAGGAAUCGCCAGAGUUCGUGGGGAAUGAUCCAUUUACAAAACAAAAAUUUGGUUUUGAAGAUAAUUUGGAUUCUCCGACCACACAGUUGAAUAGAUUAUCCACAAUAUCUAUAAAGUUAAAGAACGGCUCUCCUGUUCGAUUUUCCCUUACCCCACCACCUAAAGACAUUGAAGAUAAUAGUUAUUCGUGGGAAAAUAGAAGUCGUUAUAGUGAUAUAACUUUGACGGAUAAUCAAAACUUCCAUAGAGAUCCCAUGUCAUUUGAACCAACGACGAUGGAAAAUCCGAUUGAUUUAAAAGUGAAGGUUGAAGACGCAUUUCCAUCUCCACCUGAAAGAACAAAUGAGGCUGGAAGACCGUUAUCCAUAUCAUCGAAUAGAAGUAGUUAUGCAUCAAAAAAAUCAGUAGAUUCAUUUAUCCUCGAUAAUUAUAAUUAA
Molecule: messenger RNA, 960 nt
Organism: Acaulospora morrowiae
Lineage: Eukaryota; Fungi; Glomeromycota; Glomeromycetes; Diversisporales; Acaulosporaceae
Source: the annotation of a GenBank genome assembly